Messenger RNA from Gossypium raimondii (Peruvian cotton), 672 nucleotides. RefSeq lists its product as uncharacterized. Lineage: Eukaryota; Viridiplantae; Streptophyta; Magnoliopsida; Malvales; Malvaceae. The record is from RefSeq and is a predicted model, not a curated record. Bases 1 to 672 code for a protein of 223 amino acids. The transcript is spliced from 2 exons. Gene Ontology annotation, molecular function: zinc ion binding.
AUGGCCCGGCUUGAGAGUGACAUGGAGGGUCAAACCAACACAUCUUUCCGGCAGUGGCUGGGUACCAUGGAGCCGUUGGCUACCUUGGUGCCAAGAAUGGGUCAGCAGCAAGUGAACCAGAUGGAGGCGGGACAUGUCUUUGUCGAAGGCAUUAGGGAUGCAAUGGUUGUAAACCGUCGAAUGGCGAGGUCGAUGACAGUAGAAGUAUAUUCACGACAUAAUGAAACGUUUCGAGUUACAGAGACCAUCGGUUGUCGACCCAGUAUACCACCUAGGUCCUACGGAGUUGAUCUCCGAAAUAGACGGUGCGAUUGCAGGAGGUUUCAAACACUUCAUUUUCCAUGUGCACACGUCGUGGCAGCUUGUGCUAAAGUUGGGCUCAAUGUAGAACAAUUUAUCGAUGAAGUGUACACCAUCGAACGCACGUUGCGUGUAUGGGAAAACGAGUUCCCCGUGCUUCCUGACCUAUCUACUUGGGAGGUACCUCCGACGACCUUCGAGCUAGUCCCAGACAUAAGGUUACGUAGAAACCUAAAAGGUCAUCCGCAAUCAUCCAGAAUCCAUAACGAAAUGGACAUUAGGGAGAAAUCUGACAGGAAUUUGUGUGGCGUAUGCAGAUUACCUGGUCAUAAUCGGAGUAAAUGCCCUCUCCGAAACUACCAUGUUGGAUAA